Messenger RNA from Symbiodinium pilosum, 1302 nucleotides. Lineage: Eukaryota; Dinophyceae; Suessiales; Symbiodiniaceae. The record is from the annotation of a GenBank genome assembly.
AUGGCAGAUCCAAGACCAUGCAAUGGUGAGAAGGAUGCCAAGCGAAGAUGCCGUAAGGAAGAGGAUGGCGUCAGGCCAUCAUUUUUAGAGAGGUUCUUCGCCAAAUAUGAGUUCACGUGCGAGCACAUGAUCAGUUGCUCAGACUGCCAAGCCUGGACGACGAGGGAAGUGCUGGCUGUGGCGGAUCCAGAGUGCCAAGCAAUGUGGGAUGCUUCCACCCUUGGUUACACAGAGUCUCUGGGACAUCCAAAGCUCCUGGACGAAAUCAGGAAGCACUACACCUAUCGCUUGGGCAACGCACCCUCGCAGAUUCCUGUGCAGAUCACAACUUGCGUCCCGGUCGAAGGGAUUUUCGUUGCCAUGACUGCACUUCUCUCUGCUGGCGAUAGGAUCAUCGCAAUGAUGCCUGCAUACCAGGCAUUGUAUGAGAUUGCUCGCAGCAAGCGCUGCUGCAUUCUGCCUUGGACUCCCCACUACAGCCAGACGGGAUUCUGGGAAUUCCGGCUCAGCGACCUGCAAUCGAUAUUAGAUGAGAACAUCACCGCGGAUGCCCCGCUGAAGAUGCUGAUGAUCAACUCGCCCCACAACCCCACGGGGGCUGCAUUCGACCAAAGUCAGCUGGACGCAGUCUGUGAGCUGGUUACAAAGCUGCCACAAACUGAGCCAGCAGUGAUCUUCUCUGAUGAGAUGUACAGUGAAAUCAUUGGACCAGAAUCACCCAGCAUGGUGGGAAAGGCACGCACGGUGGUACUGUCUGGGUUAUCAAAGCCCUGGGGGAUGCCAGGGCUACGCAUGGGCUGGCUGAUCUGUUCCAACAGCGAAGAUUUCAAGAGCAUGAUCUCCCUCCGGGACUAUACCACUUUGUGCCUACCUCCACACUGCGAGAUCCUGUCCAUCAUCACGCUGCGAUGUCCAGAGACUUUCCUGGUGCGAAACCGACAGAUUGCAGCAAGUAAUUAUUUGCUCCUACAGAAGGUGCUGGAAAGUUUGCCACAUUGGUUCUACCCAAUGAACCAGCAUCAGCAGAAUGAUCGCCCUCAGACCUGGAGGGCUGCCGUAGUCUUUGGGAGGCUGAAGUUGCCACUGGGCGGCGUUGCCCACGGCGUUCCUGCCCAACUGCAAUCCAUCUCUGCCCUGGCGGAACACCUUGCGAAGGAGCACAGCAUCUGCAUGGCUGUCAGCGACUUCUUUGAGUUCGACAACUUUCCAUGCGUGCGCUUUGGUCUGGGCCGCGAGGCCUUCCCGGAAGCUCUGCAAAAACUGCAGCUGGCACUGCAGAAGAUUGCCCCGGGCGCGCAAUAG